AUGUCAUUACCAAGUCUCAAAAAACGUCCGAAUGAAACAAAUUCGAAGAUUCUACGAUCCCACGAGUUUCUCCGUCAAUCCACUCAGCUUAUUGACCGCUCUUUGAUCAACGCUGAAGGGAGCCAAAUGCUGGAGAAAAUGCUCACAAAAAUGAUAGCAGAAGCUCAGGGAAAAUAUGCGCUGGAUGAAGAAGGUGCAAAAAUAGCGCAAAGCGGAAAGCUUCUCGAAGAUUUGAAAACGACUUAUCAGACUUCCAUAACCGUAAUGGAGGAGAGGUUUUUAUUGACUGAACUCGCCCGUCAUGUUCAGAAAAAGUUAGAUGUUAAUAGGAACUACACUCAAUGUGACCUCUUGCGAAAGGCAACGCAGUCGAGUAACGCUGAAAUUCGAAGAGAAAGAAAUGUUUACGAAAAACGGCUUCAAAACGCAAAGAAGUCAGCUUUAGAAUUAUCCACAAAACACGCUUGCAUUCUGAGACUUCUGGAGAACUCUACCGAUGUUGGUCAAUUGCGCACAAUUGAAGAAGAUAAAAGUAUUCUGGAAAAAGAAGUUGACUUGUCUAGAUCGGAGAAGAUAUAUCUCGCAGAAGAUAUUCGAACUAAAACGUCUACAUUGAAAGCCGAAUCUAAAAAAACAUUCCAAAAAACAAUUAUUGAGUGUGCGAAACACUAUACUCUGUUCCAAACGUUAUCUCCGAAACUGAUGAGUUGCAAGACCAAUUUGGAAAGAUUGAAGAAUGAAGAAGAAAGUCGGCGAGCUUGUGGUAGUUUAGACGAAAUGCAGUUUGAUAGAUCCUUCGUAUUAGCAUCGAUGGAAAAGGAAAAAUCGCCGGAGAAAAACGAUCUCUCUCCGCCAGUGAACUUAAACACUUCGCAAAAGGUUUCAUCGAGGUCUACUUCUUUCAAUGAAAGCAUCCAACAACCGGAUCAAAUGGAAGUCGAAGAGUUUGAAGGGGACGGAGAGAGAAAUCAUAGCAAGAACGAAAGUGCUGAGAAAAUUAAUACCAGUCGAUCUCUCCUGGAAGACAUCACCGUGUUUCCGACCGCACCAAUUCCUCGAAUUGUGGACCAAGCUCCCAAACGUCGAGAAAGUGUGGUAGAAACGCAGAGAGUUGUACCGAGGGAUCCAAGCCCCGAACCAGUGGAUCAAGGCGAAGAGAUCGAGAAGCAAACGGAUCAAUCCAUAGAUGUAAUGGAAUUGGAUAACCAAGAAGAAGUCGAACCGAUGGAGGAAGAAAGUCAGGAACAAACGAAACAAGGGGAUGUAAAAUCACAGAAAAUUUCUGAAAAACUCAAUUCUUCCGUUACUUCUUCAUUCGAAUUCCCGAAGUUAAAUAAACCCGCAGUUGAGGUUCAGAAGUCGAACGCUCUAAAAAUACUCGAUAAAAGCGUGGAUGAAGAUGAUAUAUUGAGUGAAAACGGGUCAAACCGCAGUACCAAUUUUUCAUUCAACUUUUUUGGGAACACUAAAUCUGGAGCUGGCUCUGAUGUAAACGGCGUUGAAAACGACACCGAUGGAAACUUUGAUUUCAAUUUUGGUUCUAUCGGGGCAGGAGACGACGGUUUAUACAAUGGAUCUGGUGGCGCUUUCGACUUUCUCGGCUGUGGUGGAGAUGAAGAAGGAUCAACUUCUAGCACUAACGCUUCAGAUCCGUUUGGGUUUGGAGCAAGUGCCGCGGGGAGCGGAGGUGGCGAUACUUCUUUCAACCUCAAUUUCGACGGAGACAACGAAGGAGGAGGCGCUUCUGACGCUGGUGGAAAUAGUACAUCCUUCUUCAACUUCUAG
Messenger RNA from Caenorhabditis briggsae, 1785 nucleotides. RefSeq names its product Protein CBR-SYP-4 (gene Cbr-syp-4). The record is from RefSeq and is a predicted model, not a curated record. Lineage: Eukaryota; Metazoa; Nematoda; Chromadorea; Rhabditida; Rhabditidae.